Messenger RNA from Metarhizium acridum CQMa 102, 696 nucleotides. Lineage: Eukaryota; Fungi; Ascomycota; Sordariomycetes; Hypocreales; Clavicipitaceae. The record is from RefSeq and is a predicted model, not a curated record.
AUGUUUCUUCUCAAACUUCUGACAAAGGAGACAUCUGGAAAGCAAGUAUACGUUCACGGUUCUUUUGACUUCAAGUCCAAAGCCAACUCGGCCGGACCGUCACAAGGUGGCAAGGUCGUUGCGAAAGCGCCAUUGCCCGAUUUCAUCAGCAAAAUGGACAUAAAGCUCGCUGACCGCAGUGGCGAUGCGGGUGUGAUGCUACGCGCAUCGCAUUUGGGCAACGGCCCCGACAGCUACAGAGUGUACUACGUCGGCAUCAGUGCUGAGAACAAUGGUUAUGGCGCCCUCGAAAAAUCGGAUAAUGCCUGGAGAGAGCUCGAACAUGCACCAAUGACCAUUGAUGCCGGCGAGAUGUAUACAAUGAAGAUCAUGAGGGCAGCUAAUGAGAUUCCGGUUUUUGUGGGCGGCAUAAGCACUCCCAAUACAGGCGCUUCUUUUGAUAAUAUUGAGCUAUCACCGGUCGUGUUUGACAAUUUCGAAAAGAACAUGGUUGGCUGGAAGAUAUACGAUGGCAGAUUCGACGCGAGCAACAAAGAACUUGGGGAUAGUGAUAUUUUCAGGUUCAAGACGGUGCUGGAGACAACAUUCCAAACCUUUAUCCUCGAGGCGGAUAACGUCCUCACCAAAGCAGGAGGUGGCGGCUUCAUCUUUCGCGCUGCGCAGCUGGGCCCGGGCCCUAAUGCUUAUCACGGCUAA